AUGGAAGGAGUAGAUAAUUCUACAUCAGAUGCAACAGUAGAUUCAGCUAGCAUUAAAUCUUCACAGAACGCACUUGAAGACCUCUCCUUGUAUUGUCCCAUAGAGCAAUUACAAGAGGAACACAAGUCUCUCAAUGAAUCGUUAUCCUUACUGUCAUCUCAAUUCGCCCAAAUACAAUUUCGUUUGAGGCAAAUAGUCAAUUCAAACGGUGAAACCAAAGAUGACUUGUUGAAAGAGCUACACGAUUAUGCUUUCAAGGGAGUGACUGAAACAUCCGUAAAGGAGGCCGACAAUGAGAUAUUGCGAAAACAAAGCGUUCUAAUGAAUAGUAUGAGGGAAAAAUUGGAAGAGCUGGAAAAAAAGGCUGAAAUUGAUGGUAAAUUGAAUAACAAAACUAUUAUCCAAAAACAGAGAUACGCGUUAGAGAAAUUAACAGAGAAGAUGAAGCUAAGUUUCGAAUUCAACGAUCUCAGUGCAACUGAGGUUGAUAUGCACGCAGAUGAAGCCAUCAGAGAAUUCAUGAACCCUUUUCGAGAAAAACAAGAACUAGUAGACCAACUUCAAGUGCAGAUCAUUGAUCUAGAGAGAUUCGUCAACAUUUUACAAAAUGAGGUCGUACGAGCGUCGGAAAAUGAUGAAACAAAAACAUCUGAUGGCUACACUUAUGAAUAUGCCCGUGAGAAGAAAUCUUUUCUUGAAUCGAUUCCAGUAUUUGGAACAAAGAAGUUUCAAAAGAAUCAGCUUAAGAAUAAUGCAAUUUAUAAUCAUUAUGGUGAUGAACGGGCUCAUCUCGAAAUAGCCGUUAAAGAAUAUGAAAAGUUAUUAAAGAAGUAUACCCUACUUGUGAUAGGGAACACAGAUAGUGAAGGAGAGCCAGCGGCUGAAAUAAACGGAGAAAAUAUAUUUAAACAGUCUCAGGAAGAAAUUGUUACGGUAGUACGCAAGCGAUUAGCGCCCACGCUCAAAGCUUUACUAGAGCACGGAAUGCGAAAGUGUGUGAACUACAACUCAUCAUCUUCCUCAUUCGGUUGUUUCAAUCGUCGAAGCUUACGAACUGGAAGCAAGACAGUGAAUUCGAAAUUAGAUCACAUAUGGGAUAUUAUAAUGUUUUUUUAUGAACAAAACAAUGGAAAAGACAGAUUAGGAGCCGUGCCAAAACUCUCACAAACAUUUGCAUUGGAUAACAUUGCAGGAAGAUCACCUACAGCUAAAGAAUAUUUAUUGACGGCUAUCGAAGAAAUAGCAACAACACAUGCUAAACUUCGAAGAUCCAAAGAUUCACAAUGGAAAGCAUUUGUGUCUGCAGCUAUCAACUCUAAAAGACUUCCAUCAUGGAUAAGAAUCAUUUUCCGAACACGCAUUGUAGUUGAUCAGUGUUAUCAUACGUAUAGUUACGUGGCACGUACAGGCUGCGAUGAAUUGAAUGAUAUAUUCGAACAUCUACAUGAAUACAACGUAUCUGUUCCUGUUGAUCUUGCGUUGAAACCAUUUGUUCAAAUGAAAGAAGCAUUUUAA
This is a messenger RNA of Auanema sp. JU1783, 1515 nucleotides long. NCBI's taxonomy places the organism in Eukaryota, Metazoa, Nematoda, Chromadorea, Rhabditida, Rhabditidae. The record is from the annotation of a GenBank genome assembly.